Yamadazyma jaroonii is the source of this 1128-nucleotide messenger RNA. NCBI's taxonomy places the organism in Eukaryota, Fungi, Ascomycota, Pichiomycetes, Serinales, Debaryomycetaceae. The record is from the annotation of a GenBank genome assembly.
AUGACUGGGAUUAGCACAGAUUUGAUUCAUUCGUCGGAAUCGAACUACAUUGAUGUCACACCACCUAUCAAUAUCACCACCACUUAUAAAUAUUCAGAUGAUCCUGAAAAAUUAGUUAAAGCGGUAGAUAGAACAGGUCCUGAUUAUUUCCAUAAUGAUAAUUGGACUUAUUCCAGAUUAACCCAUCAAAAUUCUGAAUUAAUUGAAAAUUUGUUAGAAUCUUUGUUAGAAGGGAAAGUUGUGGUUUAUAAUUCAGGACUUGCUGCUUUCAAUGCUGCUUUAACUCAUAUUAAUCCUAAAACCGUUAUCAUAGGUCAAGCUUAUCAUGGAUGUCAUGCUAUUCUUGAAAUCUGGAAGAGAAAUUUUGAUUUGAAGGUAUUGGAUAUCAACGUUUUAGACAAUUUCGAAAAAUUACAACCGGGAGAUUUAGUUCAUUUGGAAACUCCUGUUAAUCCUUUAGGAACAAGUUUCGAUAUUGAAUUUUAUGCUAAGAAAGCUCAUGAAAAGGGUGCUUUAUUAAUGGUAGAUGCCACUUUUGCUCCACCUCCUUUACAACGUCCUUUUAAUCAUGGUGCUGAUCUAAUCAUGCAUUCAGCUACUAAGUAUUUCGGGGGACAUUCAGAUUUAUUAGCUGGGUUAUUAGUUACCAAAGAUGAAGAAGUUAGACAAAAGUUAUUUUAUGACAGAUUAUUAUUAGGAACCAACAUUGGAAAUUUGGAAAGUUCUUUAUUGGUAAGAAGUUUGAAAACUUAUGAAUUAAGAAUUCUUCGUCAAAGUGAUAAUUGUACAAAAUUGGUUGCUUACUUAAACUCCAAUAAAGAGAAAUUCCCUAAUUUGAAAGAAGUUUUCCAUUCUUCUUUACAAUCAGAUGAAUACAUUAAAACCCAAUUAUCUGGACAUUCACCAACUUUUUCUAUUACUUUACAAUCUGAAGAUUUAGCUAAGAGAUUCCCAUCCAAAUUGAAAUAUUUCUAUCAUGCAACUUCUUUAGGUGGUGUUGAAAGUUUAAUUGAGUGGAGAGCUAUCAGUGAUCCUACUGUUGACACUGCUUUACUUAGAGUUUCCGUAGGUGUUGAAAAUGUCGAAGAUUUAAUUGAUGAUUUCACUCAAGCACUUACUAGUUCAUAA